Xylaria bambusicola is the source of this 396-nucleotide messenger RNA. RefSeq lists its product as uncharacterized. The coding region runs from base 1 to 396 and encodes 131 amino acids. The transcript is spliced from 3 exons. The record is from RefSeq and is a predicted model, not a curated record. NCBI's taxonomy places the organism in Eukaryota, Fungi, Ascomycota, Sordariomycetes, Xylariales, Xylariaceae.
AUGCGCUUCACCACCGCGGUUCUGGCCUCCGUCGGCCUCGCCGCUGUUCAGGGACAUCCUCUCACAUCAAGAGAAGAUGCUGUAGGCUCGGGCUGUCGUGUCAGCCUAUCUCCUACACUCGAUCAACCUCAAAACGCUGCAUCAAACAUACUCUACAGCACCCUAUCUAAGUGGACUAAGAGCACAAACUCACUAUACUUCUCAUCGAGUUACUUAGACACCAGAAACACGACCAAGGCCCCCUAUUCCGUUAUGUUCAAGGCCAACAUGAUCCCAGACUACCAUACUGAGGAUUCAAUCGCCGCUGUCCUUGAGACGUGGAUGGGAACAUACCUCGUCGGCGGCGAGACACCUGCCAAGGAUGAUUAUGUUAUUACAAAAGUGACAUGCGCCUAG